Messenger RNA from Ceratotherium simum simum (southern white rhinoceros), 666 nucleotides. It is a transcript of the gene RBBP9, whose product is annotated as RB binding protein 9, serine hydrolase. Gene Ontology annotation, molecular function: hydrolase activity. Lineage: Eukaryota; Metazoa; Chordata; Mammalia; Perissodactyla; Rhinocerotidae. The record is from RefSeq and is a predicted model, not a curated record.
UUAUGGCUUCUCCUAGCAAGGCAGUUCUUGUUCCCGGGAACGGAGGCGGGGAUGUGGCCACCCACGGCUGGUAUGGUUGGGUGAAGAAGGAGCUGGAGCAGAUACCAGGUUUCCAGUGUCUGGCUAAAAACAUGCCUGACCCAAUUACAGCUCGAGAGAGUAUCUGGCUGCCCUUCAUGGAGACAGAGCUGCAGUGUGAUGAGAAGACCAUCAUCAUAGGCCACAGUUCUGGGGCCAUCGCGGCCAUGAGGUACGCAGAAACACAUCGACUAUAUGCUAUUGUAUUAGUGUCUGCAUACACAUCAGACUUGGGGGAUGAAAAUGAGCGUGCAAGUGGAUACUUCAACCGCCCCUGGCAGUGGGAGAAGAUCAAAGCCAACUGCCCUCGCAUCGUGCAGUUUGGCUCCACUGACGAUCCUUUCCUUCCCUGGAAGGAACAACAAGAAGUGGCCGAUAGGUUGGAAGCCAAAAUGUACAGAUUCACUGACCGUGGCCACUUUCAGAACACAGAGUUUCACGAACUGAUUAGUGUGGUCAAGUCUAUGCUGAAAGUACCAGCAUAGACAGGAUGAUUUCUGCUAUUGUACAUCCCAAUAUAGGGGUAGAGCAAUAAUAUCUAUUAUCAUAUAAUUACUGGGCACAUAAAGCAGAUCAAGUUAAGUUCCA